Messenger RNA from Rhagoletis zephyria (snowberry fruit fly), 2294 nucleotides. Its product is annotated as Nuclear envelope integral membrane protein. Lineage: Eukaryota; Metazoa; Arthropoda; Insecta; Diptera; Tephritidae. The record is from RefSeq and is a predicted model, not a curated record. Gene Ontology annotation, cellular component: nuclear envelope.
GAAGCAAAACAUCGAUAUUUUCGAUGCGUCGAUGUUUUUCUGACUUCUCUACGCGCUUCUAAUUAUCGUCCGGCUUAAAUCGUAAUUAUAAAUAUACAUACAUACAUUCAUGGCGCAUCCAUACUCCUUGCAUACAUCAAAAUAGAAUUAAAAGAAAGCCAAAACAUUUUCGGUGUUUUUAUGACAUGUGGAUUCUCAGGAACUUACUGCCAUUGAAGAUAAAGCUACUCUCUGUGUAUCUAUUUUUAUAUUACUGCAAUAAAGUUGCUGCAAGUAUACCUGAGGAUAAUGGUGUUCGAUCUCAAGUGACAUUUAUGGAUCCAGGAACAAUAGUAGACUAUAAGCCAAAGUCGCGUCACAGAGGAUUUUUCGAAAAUGAUAUGCGAAUAUAUUGUUACCGUGGGUCUCUUAAGGAUUUGACUCGCUUUUUUGAAAAUGUUGAACUCAAUUUGGAGAUCGAAGGCGAUGAAUAUACGCAAUAUGAAGGUGUAACACCUAUGGAAGUCCGCCAGCAUUUUGAAGAAAGGCGGUCAUUGUUUAACUUCAAUUUAUUCAAUCAGAAGCGUGCUCGUCUGCAGCUGUCGCCUUUCAAGCAGCAAUGUAUUGGUAUCGACACCACUUUGCCUUACCGCGUUCGCCUACUGCAAAUUCGAGUUGACAACUUUCGUGUUCUAGAACUUGCGUUGGGUAUCAGCAUUUUUGUUUUCGCCGGAAAACUUAGCGAUAACUCAUUAUUCUUUUAUUUUACGGGUAUUGCUUUCGGCAUAUGUUCAUCGUUUAUGCUUCUGAUUUGGCUAUCUAGCAAGUUAAUGCCUCGACGCCCUAUGGUUUAUGGAAUGCUUAUCGGUGGUUGGGCGCUUGGUGUUUAUAUUAUUCAACGACUUUGGGAAAACCUCCAUUUAAUUUUUCAAAUGUAUCGCGUAUAUGUCCUUUGGUAUAUCUUUUUAACGGGGCUACUGUCAUUUUUUUUCUGUUACCGUGUGGGACCUCCUAAAAAUCGGAGAUCGAAAAAUAUAAUAAAAUGGAUAUUGCAAAUAAUGGCAUUAGCUUUAAUUUAUAUAUCAAGCCAGUAUGAAGAAGCCAGUGCCGCAAUAGGGGUUCUCACUAUCGUAGUAAAUUAUUUCCCGUAUUAUAUAUUUCACAAACUUCUCAAGAUAUACAGACGGUUCUUUCCACCUAAAAGGCGUUUGCUAACCAACGAUGAAUUUUAUGAACAAGGAGUUAUAGAAACUUCAAAGGCAUUAAACGAACUGCGAGCGUUUGCAAGUAGUCCUGAUUGCAAUCAGUGGAAGAUUAUAUCCAAACUCAGAGAUCCGUUGCGUUUUGCUGCUUUUGUUGAAGGUGAUUCUCACCUACGUGACGAAGAAAUGUCAAACUUUGAAAGUUUCAGUCAAGGGCACCAACUUGAUGAAACUGACCUGAGUGAACAGGAAGAUGAAAAAACUCUAAAGCAAUGUCAAAGCAGAAAUUUAGCUUACUACAAUUGUAAAAAUUUGCCAAGGGAAAUAUGCAAACCAAGAAGAAAUAUAGUAUAUGAAGAAAUGAGCGAAGAAGAGAGUGACAGUGCUGAUGAUAACCUGGGAAAUGAAGAAAUUGUGAACGCCAACAAAGCAAAGGAUUUCACUAGCAAUAUUAAUAACAAAAAUCAAUCAAAUUCUAUGCGAAGCAGCGUGCGACAAUUUUACUCUGACGAAUUUGGUAAAACACGAUUCGCAGAGACCUACAAUACGCAUUCUCGGAAGAAGCGUCUAACUCAAGACUGUCAGCAACAAGCGCAAUUUAUUCCAGGUAUUUUUCCAAAGAGACCAUACAGUGACCCAAAUGAAUCUGGCGGCUCGGAAAGCGAUGAUUAAACAACACCUGCAGGGGUAAAUCGAAAAGCUCAACAUUUAACCAUUGUCACCUCAACGUUGUAGGGCAGUUUUGCUACUCCCAAAUAUAUGAUUUUUCAAGCAUGUUGCCUUCCUACCAUACUUUCUUUAAAUUUUGUAUGUUAUGCAUACAUAAAACCCCAUUAAAAUGUAUUUAUUAACAUAUUGUAUGAUAAUUGAAUAUACGGUGCCCCUAUUAUACAUCUAGCUAAAACAAGUAAUUUUUAACCAAAAAAACACAACCGACUUCUAUGCCUAUAUACAAAUUUAGGAAGACUGUUAUUUUAUUCAUGGUCCAAUCGUCAGAACUAAACCAAAUAACGAUGGGACCACCCGUCAAGCGCCACCUUUCCCAUAAAAACGGAUUUAUUGAAAACGCUCCAUCCUUAUGAUAAUAUAAUUUAAAAUUGUUUUCAAGAAUAA